Molecule: messenger RNA, 837 nt
Organism: Physeter macrocephalus (sperm whale)
Lineage: Eukaryota; Metazoa; Chordata; Mammalia; Artiodactyla; Physeteridae
Product: succinyl-CoA:3-ketoacid coenzyme A transferase 2, mitochondrial
Cellular component (GO): mitochondrion
Molecular function (GO): succinyl-CoA:3-oxo-acid CoA-transferase activity
Source: RefSeq, a predicted model, not a curated record
AUGGCAGCCCUGCGGCUCCUGGAGUCUGCGCUCGGGCGCCGGGUCCCUGCCGGCCGCUCGGUGUCCGCGCUGGCGACGGGCGGUGUGUGCGGCUUCGCCAGCAGCGCCCGCGCGCGUGCCAAGUCCUACGCGGACCCCGUGGAGGCCGUGAGAGACAGCCCGGACGGCGCGAGGAUCAUGGUCCGGGGCUUCGGCCUCUGCGCGAUCCCGGAGAACCUGAUAGGGGCGCUGCUCAAGACCCGCGUGAAGGACUUGACCGUGGUCAGCAGCAACGUGGGGGAGGGGAACUUCUGGCUCGGCCUUUUCCUGGGGAUCAAGCAGAUCACCCGCAUCGUCUGCUCAUACUUGGGGGAGAACUCGCUCUGCGAGCACCGGUACCUGGCGGGCGAGCUGGAGCUGGAGAUCACGCCCCAGGGCACCCUGGCGGAGCGCAUGCGCGGGGGCGCCGGCGUGCCCGCCUUCCACACCCUCACGGCCUACGGGACCCUGGCCCAGGAGGGAGGCGCACCCAGCAAGUACUUAGAGGACGGCCACAUCGCCAUCCUGAGUCAGCCCAGGGAGGUGAGGGAGUUCCACGGACAGCACUACCUUCUGGAGCACGACGUCACGGCCGAUUUUGCUUUGGUGAAAGGGUGGAAGGCCGACCGGGCAGGAAACGUCAUCUUCAGGGCCAGCGCCAGGAACUUCAACGUGCCCAUGUGCAAAACUGCAAGAACCUCAGUGGUGGAGAUUGAAGAAAUUGUGGACCUGGGGUCGUUUGCCCCAGAGGACAUCCAUGUUCCUAACAUUUACUUAGAUCGAGGAAUACAGGGGGGAAAAUAUGAGAAAAGAAAUGAG